Molecule: messenger RNA, 636 nt
Organism: Tricharina praecox
Lineage: Eukaryota; Fungi; Ascomycota; Pezizomycetes; Pezizales; Pyronemataceae
Exons: 2
Coding region: 174-596 (140 amino acids)
Biological process (GO): translational initiation
Cellular component (GO): nucleus
Molecular function (GO): translation initiation factor activity; RNA binding
Source: RefSeq, a predicted model, not a curated record
CCGAUGAUCGACCUGCAAAUCGUAGAGUACCCACGAUUCACAAAGGAGACUGCGAUUGCCAUUCACUCACCCACUCUCACUCAUACGCCAAGCCGCAACCAAAAAAAAAGCUUGAACACCUUAAAUCCCCUCCACCACGCACCGGCCAUGCCACGCACCAUACUCACAUCACAAUGCCCCGAAAAUCUAGCAAACGCGUUCUCUCGAACCUCGACGACCUGACGAGUUCCCCCCCGGAUGCGCCUCUCCCACCGUCACAGAUAAUCGCACGGAUAACCCAAGCGCAAGGGAAAAACCUCUUUACAUGCUCUCUCGCCGACGGCUCGACGAUGCUGGCGGAGCUGGCGCCUAUUUUCCGUGGCAAGGCAUGGAUGCGCAGGGGAGGAUUUGUUCUUCUGGAUACUGUUGCGUUUGAGGGGAGGGAUAACAAGAUUGAUGCGCUCAUUGUCAAUGUGGUCCGGAAUGACAGGGAGUGGAGGAAGAUGGAGUACUGGCCAAAGGAGUUUCCGGCGAAUACACAGCUGGAGGACAGUGAUGACGACGAGGAGGAGUCAACGAUGGGGAAGAUGCCGCCGAAUUCGGAUGAUGAGGAGUGACUGGAUAUAAUGUCUAUUACGCAAAGAAUAUCUAAGGUAA